AUGCAGGAGGACACCAGCCAGAAAAACUUGUGCCCAUCGCACCCCAGCACCGCUCAUCUAGGUUGGCACGCACAAGGCUUGGGAGCUGAUGCAAGCCUCAGCAGCCAGCGGUACAAGGCACCUGUAAGCUUAGGUCGGGCCACACGGGAGGAGAGGAAUGGACAACACCUGCCGUCCCCUCCCCACUGGAGUUCCCGAAAGCGCCUCGCCCCGCCGCCAGGGAGGAACGGGGCCGGCAACGGUGCUACCGACACCGCACAGCCCGCGCCGCCCUUACCGGAGUGGGGCGGGGCAGCACCGCGCGCCCCACGGCCGACGCGCGCGAGAUUCUGCCGGGCCACCCGCGAGUUCGCGCGAGGUUUCCGCUUGGCUGUGGGCAGCGGCGGCAGCCGCGGUGGCUCCAUGCGGUCGGAGCGAGAGGUCGGGCCGGGGCUGACGCGGGGCGGCGGCCGUGAGAAGUGGCCCAUGGACAUCCCGCAGCGGCGGGAGUCGCCACGCCGCGACCCGGACUCCGCGCCGCCAAACCCUCCGCAGCCGCCACCACCUUCCCCGCCGUCCGCGCUGCCGCCGCCGCUUCACUCGGCGCCGGUGAAACAGCGAGAGGAGAAAAAAACGGCUCUGAGCAAAGUGGUUAUUCGACGACUUCCUCCUUGUCUAACUAAGGAGCAACUUGAGGAACAGCUACAUCCCCUACCUGCCCAUGAUUAUUUUGAGUUUUGCACUGCUGAUCCCAGCCUUUAUCCUCAUCUCUACUCAAGAGCAUACAUUAACUUUAGAAACCCUGAGGACAUCCUUCUUUUUAGAGAUCGCUUUGAUGGCUAUGUCUUCAUUGAUAAUAAAGGUUUGGAGUACCCUGCAGUGGUUGAAUUUGCUCCGUUCCAGAAGAUUUCCAAAAAGAAGCUGAAGAAGAAGGAUGCUAAAGCUGGGAGCAUUGAAGAUGAUCCAGAAUAUAGGAAAUUUUUAGAGAGUUAUUGUGUUGAUGAAGAAAAAAUCUGUGCCAAUCCUGAGAUUCUUUUGGGAGAGAUUGAGGCCAAAACAAGGGAACUCAUUGCUAGAAGAACAACACCCCUUUUGGAAUAUAUUAAAAAUAGAAAAUUAGAAAAGCAGAGAAUACGCGAAGAGAAAAGAGAAGAACGAAGGCGGAGGGAACUGGAGAAGAAACGUCUGCGAGAGGAAGAGAAAAGGAAACGCAGAGAAGAAGAAAGACGUAAAAGAAAAGAAGUGGAGAAGCAAAAGAAAAUUUCUGAAAAAGAAAUAAGGAUCAAGCUUCUCAAGAAGCCUGAAAAAGGAGAUGAACUGACCAGUGAAAAGUACAAAGAAAAAGGUGAAGAAGCUGACAUUGAGGAAAACAAAUGGGAUAAAUCACCUGGAUCUGGGAGCAUAAAACACAAAUCUUUGGAAGCUUCACUAAAAGAACUUAAGGAAAAGUCACAAAAUGAUAGUGACAAAGAGCAAAGAGAUUUGGAGAGAAGAUUUCGAGAAAAAGAACCUGAAAGACAAAGGUAUCAAUUGGAUGAUGGCAGAAAGCAUAGAGCUCACUGUGAGUUUGACAAGUUUGUGAGAAGGAAUGAAGAAGAGCUGAAAUGGGGGAAAGGAUACAACCAAGACAGAGGAAAGAAAGGGAACUACAACUACAGCUUCACUAUGGAGGCAGUAGACAAACUGGGUAAAGAGGACAAGUGUGAUGACAUGGCAUCCAAAAAGGAGCGCAUAAGAAAUAAGGAUCGCCCAGCCAUGCAGUUAUACCAGCCAGGAGCUCGCAUUCGAACUCAUACGGGAUGUACAAGUAAAACCUAUGACUGCAGUGGGAAAUCUUUUGAAGAUGCUCUUGAUAAAAAGUAUGAGGCAGAUAAUUCAGCUGGAGGUGGUUCUGAGAAGAGCGAAGAAGCAGAGUAA
Indicator indicator is the source of this 1896-nucleotide messenger RNA. RefSeq names its product UPF3A regulator of nonsense mediated mRNA decay (gene UPF3A). The coding region runs from base 1 to 1896 and encodes 631 amino acids. Gene Ontology annotation, cellular component: cytoplasm; nucleolus. NCBI's taxonomy places the organism in Eukaryota, Metazoa, Chordata, Aves, Piciformes, Indicatoridae. Gene Ontology annotation, biological process: nuclear-transcribed mRNA catabolic process, nonsense-mediated decay; positive regulation of translation. The record is from RefSeq and is a predicted model, not a curated record. The transcript has 11 exons. Gene Ontology annotation, molecular function: telomeric repeat DNA binding.